Mytilus trossulus (common blue mussel) is the source of this 911-nucleotide messenger RNA. RefSeq names its product glutathione S-transferase omega-1-like. Lineage: Eukaryota; Metazoa; Mollusca; Bivalvia; Mytilida; Mytilidae. Gene Ontology annotation, cellular component: cytoplasm. Gene Ontology annotation, molecular function: glutathione transferase activity; glutathione dehydrogenase (ascorbate) activity. Gene Ontology annotation, biological process: glutathione metabolic process. The record is from RefSeq and is a predicted model, not a curated record. The transcript is spliced from 5 exons. Bases 81 to 803 code for a protein of 240 amino acids.
CUCUGAACUUUAAAUACUCCACGAUCAAUACACAGUUAUAAUAUAGAACAUACAGGUAUAUACAUUUUUACAGAAGAAAAAUGACAGAGAAAGCAUAUAGCAAAGGUUCAUCAUUCCCGCCUUUGGUAGAUGGAAAGUUGCGACUCUAUAGCAUGCGAUUAUGCCCGUAUGCACAAAGAACAAGAAUUAUUCUAGCUAACAAAAAGAUUCCCUACGAAACAGUAAACAUAAAUUUGAAAGAGAAACCGGAAUGGUUCCUGGAGAAAAAUCCUCUUGGUAUGGUUCCGGUUCUGGAGCAUGAUGGGAAAAUUGUUUACGAAUCUACUAUCUGUAAUGAAUACAUAGAAGAUAUUCAUAAACAGAAAAGUGUCACGCCAACAGACCCUUACAGACGGGCAAGAGACAAGAUGCUUCUGGAAAUGAACAGCAAGUUUACUACGGCCUAUUACAAAGCUUUUCUGGGCCUUAAAGGAGAAGAUGCUAAAAGUUUAAUUGAAGCUGUUCACGCAAGUUUAGUACCUUUAGAAAAUGCUAUUGGAGAGAGAGGAAAUUUUUAUGGAGGUGACAAACCAUCUAUGUUAGACUUUUUGUUAUAUCCACACUACGAGAGAAUAGAACCAAUAAGAACAGGUUUCCAUGCUGAUUUUAUGCCAAUAGACAAACUUCCCAACCUUAAUGCUUGGGUUUCAAGAAUGCAGACUGUACCAGCAGUCAAAGAGACUUUGUUUGAUGCGCAAACCCACAUUGAUUUUUAUAAAUCUUACGGAUCUGGAAAAACCGAUUAUGACAUUGGAUUAAAAUAAACUUUUGUAUAUUCAAUAUUAUUUGAUAGUUUGUGAAAGAAGAUUUGCAAUUGUUAUUGACCAGAUUUUUUUAAUUACUAAUGCAGGACAAAAUAAAUGAAACGAACA